Molecule: messenger RNA, 498 nt
Organism: Aureobasidium namibiae CBS 147.97
Lineage: Eukaryota; Fungi; Ascomycota; Dothideomycetes; Dothideales; Saccotheciaceae
Exons: 3
Coding region: 1-498 (165 amino acids)
Source: RefSeq, a predicted model, not a curated record
AUGCCUCCCAAAGGAUCGCGCGUCGUGCAUCACGACAACGACUCGAGAUCCGACGGCUCGAGUUCAAAGACCAACCACACUGCCGCGAAGAAUAAGCGCCCGAACGGCACGAGCAACCUACGUGAUGCAAAGAGCGUGAACGACGCGACCGGGACACAGAGUGCCUCGUCUAGUAACGGAUUCACAUGGGCACAAGAAGACCUGUCUCUGCUACAGCAAUACCGCGCCGCACAUCGCAUGGAAACACCUUCGGCAUUCAACUCGAUACGCAACCAGUUCCUGCUCAGCAACCCGGGCAUUGGCAGACAGUCGCCGACCAUGGCACGGCGCAAAGCAAAGAGGAAGGUGCCCAAAGAACAACUCGCCUUGGCUGUGAGGAAAAACUUCAACGAUGCGGCUGUCAAUGAGAUUGACGUUAUGGUCGAUCUGCUGUACAAAGUCCGCAAUCAGGACAAGGCGUUCCGACUUCGAUCGGCACCCAACAAAAGUAACAAGUGA